AGCGCAAAGUGUCCUAGUUGUGAAUUUUUUGCUCCCCCCACCAUUUCUUCUCCUCCUCCUUCUCCCAGCCUUACGGUGGGCAUUUCUGCGCAGAAUUUUCUUGAAAGGAACUGCCCUUUUUCUUCACGCACACCCGAACUUAACUCGAAAAAGUACGAAGUUGCGACACCGCGCUCCGCUUGUUGCCAAUCGCAGGUCGACAGGUUCGUUGGGUUUCCUCUGCGCCACACGCACUUCUGUUUAUUAACGGUGUGCCAGCACUACGCCCUCCUUAACCUAAAGCUCUUGGCUGAAAAGCUGCUCAUUAAAACAGCGAGAAAUAAACCCGUGAGACCGCGUCUGUGAGUUGAAGUGCAAAGGAGAAGACAUGAGUCGCGCGGCGAGUUUCUACUCCGCGCUUUUCGUUCUGCUGGUGUGGCGCGUGGAGGAGAGAGCCGAGGCUUGCAGUUGCUCCCCGAUUCACCCGCAGCAGGCUUUUUGCAAUGCAGAUGUAGUGAUAAGAGCAAAAGUUGUAGCUGGAAAAGAGACGGAUUCUGGUAAUGACAUCUACGGCAAUCCCAUUAAGAGAAUCCAGUAUGAGAUCAAGCAAAUUAAGAUGUUCAAGGGCCCUAACAAGGAUAUUGAGGCUGUAUUCACAGCACCUUCUUCUGCAGUAUGCGGUGUGACACUGGAGACCAAUGGUAAAAAGGAAUACCUCAUUGCAGGAAAGUUAGAAAGUGAUGGCAAAAUGCAUGUGACUUUAUGUGACUUUAUUGUCCCUUGGGAUACUCUGACUGCUACCCAGAAAAAGAGCUUAAAUCAGCGCUACCAGAUGGGUUGUGAGUGCAAGAUUUCUCGCUGUCCAUCCAUCCCUUGUGUGAUCACAGCCCCAGAUGAAUGCCUGUGGACAGAUUGGGUGACGGAGAAGAAUAUCAAUGGUCGUCAGGCCAAACACUAUGCUUGUAUAAAGAGAAGUGAUGGAUCAUGUGCAUGGUACCGUGGGGUUGCCCCACCAAAGAAGGAGUUCCUAGACAUUGAGGAUCCUUAAACUAGCAUACUCUGCCAGCCACCCUAUAGAAAUGCCUGCAACUCCAAAAUGAUUCAAUGAAAAAAAGUGUAUACAGAAAAACAUAAUAGACUGGUCUUGUGAUGAUGUCAUUUCCCUGCUGCGGUAAAGCGUGGCAAAAUAUGAGGGCCAAUCCUGUAAAGAGAGCACUUUUCUGCCCCUAAAGCUCUUAA
This is a messenger RNA of Erpetoichthys calabaricus (reedfish), 1218 nucleotides long. It is a transcript of the gene timp2a, whose product is annotated as TIMP metallopeptidase inhibitor 2a. Gene Ontology annotation, cellular component: extracellular matrix. Gene Ontology annotation, biological process: negative regulation of endopeptidase activity; negative regulation of membrane protein ectodomain proteolysis. Gene Ontology annotation, molecular function: protease binding; metalloendopeptidase inhibitor activity. The transcript is spliced from 5 exons. Lineage: Eukaryota; Metazoa; Chordata; Cladistia; Polypteriformes; Polypteridae. The record is from RefSeq and is a predicted model, not a curated record. The coding region runs from base 368 to 1027 and encodes 219 amino acids.